Platichthys flesus (European flounder) is the source of this 7967-nucleotide messenger RNA. RefSeq names its product leucine rich repeat containing 9 (gene lrrc9). The transcript has 34 exons. The coding region runs from base 1 to 4800 and encodes 1599 amino acids. Gene Ontology annotation, molecular function: protein binding. NCBI's taxonomy places the organism in Eukaryota, Metazoa, Chordata, Actinopteri, Pleuronectiformes, Pleuronectidae. The record is from RefSeq and is a predicted model, not a curated record.
AUGGCGUUUGUAGCCGCCGUGGACGCUGAGGCGGUGCGUUUGCGGUGUCGUCGGUGCUCCGGCGGGUCGGUGGCGGAGGACUGUGAUCCUCUGGUGAGUCACCCGGUCGCGUGGCGCCCCCGUGCGGCGCUUCGAAGCACGACCAAGACCUCAGAAAGUUCCAAGAUGGCUCCCUAUAGCAACCAGACUCCCCUGCCUGGCAACACUCUGACGCCAAACACCGCAGCGCACCGACGGGCCCGAGACAGAGAGAGAUUCUGCUCUGUCAGCUCCAGAUUAUUUCCCAAGAGGAACAACAUGAUGCUGGGGGAGAAACUAAAGGAGCGCUGCGACGAGGACGUGAUCAACGAACUGUGUUUGGCAAAUGGAGUGUCUUAUGAAAAAAUCGCCCAAGAAGGAGCCUACAUCACCUCCCUGGAGAUCUUCUUCUCUGGUUUCCCCCGCAUGGUUGGCCUUUCUUUCUUCCCAAGGCUCACCCAGCUCACCAUCGUGGGCCAGGACAUUAAUCUGAUAGAAGGUCUGGGGUGUUGUCCUCUCCUCCGAGAGCUCUGGGUCACCCAGUGUCAUCUGACAGAAAUAUCUGGACUAGAGAACUGUGCAAAACUGGAGAAACUCUAUCUUUAUGACAAUGAAAUCUGUGAAAUCAAGAAUCUAGAAAUGCAGAUCAACCUAGAAAUCCUGUGGCUCAACAACAACUCCAUAAGCCACAUACAGGGCCUGAACACGCUUCAAAACCUCAAAGAACUGAACCUUGCAGACAACAUUAUUGAAGAGAUUGGGCAUAGCCUUGAUCCUAAUGUCGGCCUUCAAAAUCUUAAUCUGUCCGGGAACGAGAUCCGCUCUUUUAAGGAGCUGACCCUGCUAGCCGGCUUACCCCAUCUGAGAGAGCUAGCACUGAGGGACGCCACGUCAACCCCAAACCCAGUGUGUCGGCUGUGUAACUAUGCAACACACAUUCUGUACCACAUGCCUGGCCUCCAGCGACUCGACACCUACGACGUCUCGAGCAAGCAAGUCAAGGAAGCUGCUGAGUCAACAGUCUUGAAGAAAAUGAUGUACUACAACAUGCGAGUACACACUGCUCAAAGGAACCUGGAAGAGACUCGGUUAAGUCUGAUCGAGAGGAAGAAAUCUCUGCUGCUGUUGCCUGAGGAAUGUGUCAGGACACUAAGUCAUUCCCUCAAAAAUCUUGAACGUGAGCUCUCCAAGGUGCUUACAAGUCGUAAGAAGUCUGCCUGCAAAUUGGACGACGCACCAGGAGGACCCACCCACUUAGUGGAUGGUUCAUCCAACAGAUGGGAUCCAACCACUGACGUCAGCUGUGAUCCCACCAUGGAGCCAAAAAUACUCAUCAAGAUGAAAGCACUGAGGGAGAGACUGACACUGUGGAUGAAACGGCUGACCGAGAUUGAAGCCUGUCAUGAGAGAGAGUUGGCUCAAGCCACACACAUGAUGGGAUACACAGUCCAGUUUCUGCUGAUGGAGCUUGAAAGUGUUGGAAACAUUCGAUUAGAGGAGGGCAGCUCCACAGACCCUUGGUUUAAUUCCUCUUGCGACCUCAUCCGUUCCCGCUUCUCACACUCAGACAUCAGUGUUCACGGCAUCACCGGCAUUAAGGUUGAUAGAGUUAUCCGCAUCUUCAACAGCGCCUUGAGGUAUCGCUUUGAGGACAAACUUCAAAACCUGCUAGUCAGCGAAGACACUCCUAUCCAUUCACAAAUCUACAGAAAUCGGCUGGAUCACUUGUUCUACGCACCUGACCCGGAAAAAGACUGUGCAAUGGAAGAAAUUUUGUGCAUUUUGGAGCAGGGCUUUAAAUCGGCAGGACACUAUAAGACCUUUGGGAAAGAGUGUGGCAUACCGUUAUCCAACAGCCUGAGUGUGACUGAAGAGCCCAGAAUCGAACACACCCUGCGACAGGCCAGCCAACAUGACUCCAAGUACAGUGAUCCAGUCCCAUUCAGGCACGGUCAGAUUAUUAUUUCCAAAGUGUACGUGGGUCACAGCAUCCCUCUCCGAGAGGAAAGUCCAGUUGACAAAAACAGCCUUCGUAGAGUCUGCUCCGUAUAUCGCAAUGUGGACACUAAGCUCAGAUCUGCAUCGAGCGAUGAAAGACCUCGCUCCUCCAAAACACACACUGGUCCUGAGUGCAGCCCCAGGCGGAGACAGUGGUUUGUGUUUGACCAUGAACUCGUCUUGCCUAAGUACCUUGUAUAUUUUCAAUAUGUAACUAGGAAACAAGAACAACCGGCAUCGCCAGAACACAACAAAGACAGAAUCAUUCUGGACAAGCAAGUCCUCAACAUGGAGCCUGUGCUUAAACAGCAGCCUAAGUUGAUGAGCUUGGAUGACAAAAUUCUGCUUAAUGUGGCCAGAGCUAACGUCCUGAGUCAGAUCACUGUACUGAACCUUCAUGGGAACAGUCUGAGCAAGAUAAAGGAGAUUUCCUGCCUCACGGCUCUGCGGCAUCUCACCAUCAGCUUCAAUGAGUUCACACGCCUCAGUGACAUUUCUCACAUGCCUUACCUUGAGUCUUUGGAUGCGAGCUUCAACCACCUGGUGACCCUCGAGGGGCUGAGGGGGCUGGGACAACUCAAGCAGCUCGAUGUGCGGUGGAACCAGUUGACCAAAGCCGGACAAGAUGCUGCAGUUUUAAGGAAACACACACCUGCUCUUCUGAAGCUUGACACCAGAUACAACCCUUGGAAGAGUCUGGAGACGGCCAGAAGGACCAUACUGGGACGUCUAAAAACACUCACACACCUUGAUGAUCUGAUGGUCACAGAGGAGGAGGCUGCUGAUGCUGUUGCCAUGGCUGCAGAUUCCAAAAUUAACCAGGCAUCUCUUCUGGCUCACUCGCGCACUAAUACUGAUCGUCCCCGAAGUCUCAGCCUGCUAUCGACAGCUCAGCUCGUCUGCCUUCUCAAUCCAGCACCCUGGGGGCUCAGCCAGCAGCUGCAGCCGGACUGGACCGCAAUGCUCACAGCCCUGAACCUUGACAGCCAGAGGAUUUCCAAGCUGAUUAAUCUGAAUAAACUGGUGAACCUGCGCUGGGCCUCCUUCAAUGACAACGACAUCUCUAAAGUGGAGGGCCUGGAGAGUUGCCUGAAGCUGGAGGAGCUUUCCCUGAACAACAACUGCAUCAGCACUUUCAGUGGCCUGUCAAAACUGCUUUGCCUAAAUAAACUGAGUAUGGACGGGAAUCAGCUCUCUAGGCUGGAUGUUUCAGUCCUUGAUCAGCUGCCCAACCUGACCUUUCUGUCUGUGGAGAACAACUGCAUCAGUUCCCUGUAUGGCAUCCAGAGGGUCAGCUCCCUGCUUGAACUCUAUAUUGCCAACAACCAGAUCUCUUCAUCACGAGACAUCUACUAUCUAAAGGGACUGUCCAACCUCAUCAUUCUGGAUCUUUAUGGGAAUCCUCUAGUGGAGAAACUAGAGUACUAUCGGAUAUAUGUGGUGUUCCACGUAUCCUCGCUGAAAGCUCUGGACGGGAUUGCAGUCGAAGUUCUUGAGUCUGAAAGUGCAAAGGACAUGUUUGGAGGAAGACUCACCUCGGACAUGGUGGCAGAGAAGCUGGGCCACUCUAACUUCUCAGACAUCACCUACCUCACCCUGCAGUCCUGCUCCAUUAGGAGUGUUGACCUCUCUCCAGUAGACAUAUUCAUUGGCCUGCGCAGUGUCAACUUGGACCACAACAACCUCACCUCUUUUUCAGGCCUCGUUUACCUGCCGAACAUCAAAGCUCUGUGUCUGAACAACAACCACAUCGAGUCCAUUCUACCAAGGCAGCGGACUCAGGCUCAUCUGACAAACAGACAGAUCCUCCACAGCAAAGUGCACUCCAGUGGUUACGGUCAGCAGAGUUCAUCCAAAGGCAGCAGGGAAACUGGGCCCACUGGCAGCCGGGAGCCACUGAUGGGCAGCCUGGAGGUGCUGCAUUUGAGUCACAAUGGAAUCUCCAGUUUGGCCAAUCUGCAGCUCAGCAGGCUCACCAAUCUUAAAGCCCUUUUCCUUCAAGGUAAUGACAUCAGCCAGGUGGAAGGGUUGGAGGGGCUACGCCAUCUCAGAGAACUGGUCCUAGACAGGAACCGCAUCAAAUCUCUGGCCGAGAACUCUUUCAUCGCCCAGAAUGUUCUGCUGGAGCUGCGCCUACAAGAGAACCGCAUCCGGGAGCUCAACCAUCUGGAUCCUUUGACCGAGCUCCGCAAGCUGUUUCUUGGCAUGAACAAGCUGCAGGAUGUCACUGAGCUCGACAAACUAGAGGUUCUUCCAUCGCUGACAGAGCUCUCAGUGGUUGGAAAUCCUGUGGCCCGCAAGUCUCUGCACAGAGCCCCAGUGGUGCUUCAUCUGUCCCAGCUGCAGGUCCUGGAUGGAGUGAUGGUUACUCUGGAGGAAAGGACCAGGGCUGAGCUCCUCAGUUGUGAUCCAUCAUACCCUGGAGCCUCUCUCCCCCCCACUGAUUUAAACCUACCUGGACUGCUGCCCCUCGUGCCCCGACACCCCUCUCUACGAGGAAUAAGUAUAAGUGGAGGACCGCAGACUGUCAUGCUUGGGCACGAUAUCCAGACUAAUAACACGGAUGAAGCCCCGUCUCAUCAAACAUACAAGUACAAGAGGCGAAAGCAGAGUUAUCCUGCUCGAAGCACCCAAACUGACAUUACCUUCAGACACAUCAGAGGAACAAGAAGCACCCUGCCAACCACAAGUCUACUGUCAGAUGGGAAUAGACUUUUUGACCCGUAUAACAACCAGGAGCAAGAAAGCAGAUUCCCAAAUGGUGGUAAACCUCCAUCCAUGUAGCAUCCAGAGGAGGUAAAAGCCUGGAACAACCAUGAUAGACUGUGAUUGCUAGCAUGGAAUGCAGGGCAUUGUGUUUUUAUAAGUUUUCUUUUUUUUCUACAUGCCUUUAUACAGUAUAUUGAACUAGAGUGGCAAACAAUAGAGUGCUUAUCUUCGUCAAUGCCAUACAGUCCGGUUAUGAAACCACAUUUAAUUCACUCACUUCACUGGAUCUGGAUUUGAUUUGAAUCUGUGCUUAAUUGGACACACACAUAAAUAUCAGACCUCUAAACAUGCCUGAUUUGUUUCCUUGCUCCUCCACCUCAGCCACAUCCACACAAAAAUGGAAUGAGUUCCUGCCUGACUCCUACUACAUCCGCCCACCGAGGUUUGUGUUAAUCCAUCCAGGAGUUUUUUUGAGAACAUAACCUCCUUGGUGGAGGUAAUGAGGACAUGGUCUUUGGAAAAGGCAAUACAGAACUUUCUAUGAACUUCAAACCAAAUGCAAUUUACGUGUUAAUAAAUCGUCUUUGCUGUUUGUUUAAAACAAAGCUUCCUUUAGCUUAAACACAAUGACACUACUUGAAAGGAACGUGUAUUGCACUCCUUUCCAAACGCAUUUAUAAGGACCGAUUUUAAUUUCCCUCCAUGCAAAUGGAUCUCUAACCAUGGUAAUCUGAGGAUGAGAGGUUUUGGCGUCAGUUCCACCGCCAUCCAGUCCUUGGCCCCAAACGAGUAAAAAAAACACCCACAGAUGUAUGGGCGUGUGAGGCUGGCAUGCUGUGUCCAUCAGGUCAAACGCAUCCCCAACAAGUGGGAUAAUCCGGCUUUAGCACACCUCUCUGUGGACAAUAAUCUGCAGUCACUCAGAUAAAGAUGUUAUCUUGAAUGAGGUCCAAAUGGAUUUCAGAGAACUGUCAGUUUCAUCACGUUAGCCUAUUUUCAGAAAGCUCACCGUAGUUUCGCCGGUAAUAGAGAAAUCUUGUGUGUUGUAACUGCAAAUAAACUUCCUACGUUUGAUAUGUAUGAUGUUCAUUCUGAUGCUGGACAUGAGAACGUAAUCCUCCCUGUCUUUCUGUCAGUUUAGCCCAGUGGGCCUUUAGUUAACUGUCUGAGCUUUACAUGUGGAGGAGGCAGUCUAUAUGAAGUGAUAUGAAACCCUUACAUUCUGGGAGAAGAGAUUUAAACAGGAUAUCUUCUCCCCUACAUUACCUUCGGCAUAAAUAAAAUGAUGCAGAGAACGAUGAGGAACUCUGUUGCAUAAUUAAAGAAUAUCUAGUAAAGUUAAAUUAUUAUUUAUUUUACUUUAGACCUGUGGUUUUUCAUAGCAUGUGCUCAAUAGAAAAGAUAAAACAGAGUCAAGACUUGGGGAAGAUGUGGCCCUGCAAAACCCAAAGGCUUGGGCAGCAACAUUUCCCUCCUCCAACCCCAGCUUUGGAGUUUAUGCUUUUGUGACCUCAGUGCGACCACUAGGUGUCCUUAGAGAUCCAUUAGCUCUCCCUCUAAGACUCAAUCAGUCCUGAAUGAAUUCACCACCUGCCUGUGCUGCAGGUAGUCCUUUCUCAGCAGAGGAGGGACACAUGCAUGUGGAUGCCACAGAUUUGUGUUUGCAGAACAUGUGAGGCAGCUUGCAGCAGCAAAAGUGAAAAGCUCUCCCCAAACAAGCUCCUCUAAUGCAUGUACUUAACUUCACUUAAUUUGUGUUAAUUCCCAGCACUAAGCAGGGCUAAUGACAGUGCAAGUGAGUGCACUGUCAUUACUGUGCUCUGCCUGACAUCAAAUGGCAGCUGAUGGACUCACACUAGAAAAAAAGACACUCUAAUGCACAGAUUUUGGGGCUCAGUGCGAGUACUCUAAUGCUUUAGGUAUUGCGAAGGAUAAUUACACAUAUUUGUGUACAGGGUGUGCUGUAUGGAUAUGCCAGAAGUGUGUUUGUCAGAAGCUGUUCAAUGCAAAUGUAUAUCCGCAUGUGUUGUAAGCUUAUAGCGAGCAUACCACUUCAUACAGUAUGUUUCUCUUUGCAUAUCUGUCCGUAUUUUUAAAAUUAAAAUGACAUUAGCAUAAAGAUUGUGAAUUAUUCAUCAGUUCUGAGUGAACCCAGAUGCACCUCUCUUUCCCGCUCUCUCUCUCUCUCUCUCGCUCUCUCUCUCUCUCCCCCUCUCCUCCCCCCGCUUCUCCAUGUGAGUAGACCACAUGGUUUGUAGCUGGUUUAAUGGGAUGGAAUGUGACAGGUUAUGUUUUCAUCUGCCUGAUAUGGAGCCCGACUCAGGCGGGAGGGAGGAAGAGACAGACGGAGAGAGGGAUGGAGAGGGGGCAGACAGAGUUGGUCUCCACAGUUGUAUUUGGGAAUCAUACUUUGACAUGUUUGUGCUUGUUGAGAAUCAGUUAUAGAUGAUACCCCUCCCCGCCAGCACACAAACACACACACACACAUGCACAUGCUCAGUAUGGGGCCAUUAUUGCAGGUCCACUAGCUCCCUACAUUUGCUGUGUCUGUGCAUUCAGAGCACCAUUAGUCCAAGACUCUGUGAAUAAUUGCUGAAUGGACCAUGUUUUCACUGCUAUCUACUCAGGUUCCAGUGUUGGGGGUUGAUGUGGGGGUGAAGUGAGAGGGAUGAGGAAACUGAUUGAUGUUUGAUCCCGACAGAUAAUGCUGCAUCUUGUACAAUGUUUAUCCAAGCAUCAUGCACAGUAUGCCCGAUGCAUGAACGCCAUUAAACUCCAUACGCAUUGCACAUUUACCAGCUUCUAUUAACUUUAGAAGUGCUUCCCAACGGAGCUUACAAUUGCACCAUCAAUUGAUUUGGAAGUGAUGUUAUAAAAAUUAAAUCACUCCAAAUUUGCCUGCUGUAGGCAGCCAUAAAAACAUAAAUUGUUUAGUUUUCAAAGGUGCUAUAUUGCCCCGAGUUCAUUUUUCAUCCUCUGUUCAGGAGCAGUGUUGCCUUAUUGCUCGUCCUGAGAUCUGUUAUUGAGUUAUCAUUGCUGCUUGUCGUUUUCCUGUAAAUUGUUUCCCAUGAGGUUUUAGAUUUAGAUUAAAGAGCGAAUGGAGUGAGAGCAAAAAUACAGAUAAAAGAAUGGAGUGAGCAUGACAAUUUGAUUGAAAAAAAGCUUUUAUUUUGUGGAAACAUUUUAGUUUGUAGAGCACGUCUCACAGAAGCAAUAAAUCUUGACUGCUGCUCAUUUCUGGA